This is a messenger RNA of Cavia porcellus (domestic guinea pig), 2086 nucleotides long. It is a transcript of the gene Sftpb, whose product is annotated as surfactant protein B. Gene Ontology annotation, cellular component: multivesicular body; lysosome; alveolar lamellar body. Lineage: Eukaryota; Metazoa; Chordata; Mammalia; Rodentia; Caviidae. Gene Ontology annotation, biological process: sphingolipid metabolic process. The record is from RefSeq and is marked provisional.
UGUCAUGGCCAAGUCAUACCUGCUGCCCUGCCUGGUGCUGCUGCCCAUGCUAUGUGGCCCUGGUGCUGCUGCCCAGACCACCUCAUCCUUGGCCUGUUCCCAGGGGCCCAAGUUCUGGUGCCAAAGUCUGGAGCAAGCAUUGCAGUGCAGAGCCCUCGGACAUUGCCUACAGGAAGUCUGGGGACACGUGGGAGCUGAUGACCUGUGCCAAGAGUGCGAGGACAUCGUCCGCAUCCUCACAAAGAUGGCCAAGGAGGUCAUUUUCCAGAAAACCAUUCGGAAGUUCCUGGAGCGUGAGUGCGAUGUCCUUCCUUUGAAGCUGCUGGUGCCCCGGUGCCACUCUGUGCUCGAAACCUACUUCCCUCUGGUCAUCGACUACUUCCAAAGCCACAUUACCCCGAAGGACAUCUGCUGGAACUUGGGCCUGUGCCAACCCAGGCAGCCAGAUCCACAGCCAGAGCCAGGGAUGCCAAGCCCUCUGCCCAACUCGCUGUCAGAGACUCUGCCAGACUUGCUGGUGCCCCCCAGGCUGCCUCGGGCCCUCUCAGUGUGGCCUGGGCCUCACACCCAGGACCUCUCGGAGCAGCAGUUCCCCAUCCCUCUGCCCUACUGCUGGCUCUGCAAAACUCUGCUCAAGCGGGUCCAGGCCAUGAUUCCCAAGGGUGUGCUGGCCAUGGCUGUGGCCCAGGUAUGCCAUGUGGUACCUCUGGUGGCAGGUGGCAUCUGCCAGUGCCUGGCAGAGCGCUACACAGUCCUCCUGCUGGAUGCACUGCUGAGCCACUUGCUGCCCCAGCUGGUGUGUGGCCUCGUCCUCCGGUGCUCCAUGGACAACAGCGCUGGCCUCGUCCUCCCUGCUCUGUCUCUGUCAGAAGGAUGGCUGCCGCAGGAUUCCGAGUGCGACCUCUGCGUGUCUGUGACCACCCGGGCCUGGAACAGCAGUGAGCUGGCCAGACCACAGGCCAUGCACCAAGCCUGCCUCAGCUCCCCACUGGACAGGCAGAAGUGCAAGCAAUUUGUGGAGCAGUACACACCCCAGCUGCUGGCCCUGGAACCCAGGGGUGGGGAUCCCCGUACUACUUGCCAGGCCCUGGGUGUGUGAGGCAACAAUCCUCUCCAGUGUUUCCAGAUCCCCCAGUUCUGAUGAGAGCUCAGCCUCCAGGGAACCACGAGCCCCAGCCUGUGCCUCCAGAUGUGUCAGCCCUGUCCGUCCCAGCUCCACUCACGCCCAUCACCAGGGCCACUUCUGUCCGCUGAGGAGGCUGCACCAGGGGAUUCUCACCCUCAGAGCCAGGCCUGCCUCCCACAGCCUCUGGGCUGGGCUGAGGAGAAACUGCCUGGCUCCAGCAGGGCCAUUCGGAGAGGCUGGAGCUGGCCUGGACCUGGCCACUGACUCCAUGCACUCAACAGAGGCUUGAAUGGUUAUUUACUAACACGCUUGUAAAAUUCAAAACUUGGAAGAAUAAACAGUGCGAGCAUAAAGUACUCUACAAGAUAAACAUAUGAAAUCCUUAAGUGAGGCUUUUUCAAAAAAUCAGGAAACCUCUGUGUGGGAAAGGAGUGUAUCACAUGCUCCAGCAUGAUGGGAGGGUGGCUGGGCAAACUUCCGUAUUUGAAUUGUUCUGCUGCUUGAAAACUGUUGCUCAGUUAAGGUACAAAAAGUGAAUUUUAAAAGCUAAAUGUAUGGCUUGGUGGUAGAACACUUGACCUAGGAGGCACAAAGACCUGGGUUCAAUCCCCAGCAUACCAGAAGGGGGAGGUAGGUUCCUUUUUGUCUUUUUGCUUUGUUUUGAGGUGUUUUUUGAGGCAGCAUCUCACUCUGUAGCACACCCAGGCUGGCCUUAAACUUGUACCAAUCCUCCUGCCUCAGCUUCCCAAGUGCUGGGAUUACAAGUAUGCACUAACAUGCCUAGCUCCUUUUUAUCCUUUUGUAAGGCGAAUUUGCCAACCUUGGUUUGAAAUUCCAGUAGUGACUACUUCGGUUAAGAUUUACCUGAUCAAAGUUCAGGCAAUGCACACCAAGGAUCAGUUUUGAUGUAACACAGUGCCUGCACUAUGCUAAUAAAGUCCUGUUUGCUUGUGCAAAAAA